Molecule: messenger RNA, 1044 nt
Organism: Chelonus insularis
Lineage: Eukaryota; Metazoa; Arthropoda; Insecta; Hymenoptera; Braconidae
Exons: 1
Coding region: 1-1044 (347 amino acids)
Biological process (GO): DNA integration
Molecular function (GO): nucleic acid binding
Source: RefSeq, a predicted model, not a curated record
AUGGGUCAAUCGCCGUUAUCAAGAAUCACUCCAGCCCAACCAUUUGCCGUCUGUGGUGUGGAUUACGCUGGUCCCAUCACACUAAAAACUUGGAAAGGCAGAGGCGCCAAAACAUCUAAGGGUUGGAUGUGCAUUUUUGUGUGCUCCGUUACCUCUGCAUUUCAUUUAGAGAUUGUAACAGAUUAUUCAGCAGACUUAUUCAUUGCAGCGUGCAGACGGUUCACUGGACGUCGAGGCGUAUGCAGGACUCUCCACAGUGAUUGUGGCACCACAUUCCAAAGCGCAGACACGCUCGACAGACAACUCUUCAAGCAGGGGACUCAACAGGCCAGUCAACUCGCAGCUGUAUUUGCAAAAGAUGGAACUGAGUGGAAGUUCAAUUUACCAGCUGCACCACAUAUGGGAGGAAAAUGGGAAGCUGCAGUCAAAUCUGUAAAAUUUCAUCUUAACAGAACUAUAGGCGACUCACUCUUUACAUAUGAAGAGCUUUCCACACUGCUUGUCCAGAUAGAAGCAGUCCUCAAUUCCAGACCACUCGAACCUCUUUUAGCCGACUCUACAGACAUCUCAGCGUUGACUCCAGCACACUUCUUGGUUGGUGAACCGCUCGUGACAUUGCCAAAGCCGUCACUAGAAGAUGUGCCACUGCCACGCUUGUCCAGGUGGCAAUUUAUUCAGCAGCGACUCCAAUCGUUUUGGUCCACGUGGUCGAAACAAUACCUUCAGCAGCAACUCGCCAUUUCCAAGUGGAAACACUCCGUUCACAACAUUACAGUCGGCUCACUUGUACUACUCACUAACGAGAGGUUCCCACCAACGAAGUGGCCUCUCGCCAGAGUGAUUGAGGUGUUCCCAGGAUCAGACGGACUCAUCAGAACAGUCAAACUCAGGACAGCAACAGCAGAACUCGUCGGACCACUCACAAAGCUAGUCAUCUCACCAUACACUCCACCAGCAGAAGAUCAGCAACGGCUGAUGGUGGGACAAUGUUCUAACUUGGAGGGGCCCAAGUCAGUGAGUCGGGAAAUAUUCAGAAAUUGUUAA